Molecule: messenger RNA, 856 nt
Organism: Terrapene triunguis (Three-toed box turtle)
Lineage: Eukaryota; Metazoa; Chordata; Testudines; Emydidae
Gene: TMEM128
Product: transmembrane protein 128
Exons: 5
Coding region: 1-504 (167 amino acids)
Source: RefSeq, a predicted model, not a curated record
AUGGCGGCUGGGGUGGGUGACAGGGACCCGCUGCUACGGCUGAGACGCCACCUGAGGGAGGAGGUAGAGCCCCAGGCACUGCUGCUACAGCCUCCCCCUGAAGAAUCUACAAAUGUGGAGAAAAAAGAGAAGCCUCUUCCCAGACUUAAUGUUCACUCUGCAUUCUGGAUUUUGGCAUCAAUUGCUGUGACAUACUAUGUUGAAUUUUUUAAAACUAUUAAAGAAACCAUUCAAGCAGAUAGUUGGUGCAUUGUUCUCGGCAGCUGUUUGUUGGUUGCAAGCUUAGCUAUUGCUUUUUACUGCAUAAUAUAUCUAGAAUGGUAUUGUGGAAUUGAGGAUUAUGAUGCCCAGUAUCCAGUACUGAUACCUGUCACAACUGCCACUUUUAUUGCAGCAGCAGUUUGUUUCAACAUCGCCUUAUGGCCUGUAUGGUCAUUUCUCACCCCUCUGUUGCUGUUCACUCAGUUUAUGGGUGUUGUGAUGCUUGUGUCACUGCUGGGAUGAGUCACCUAAGGUAUCAAGAAAUCUGCCUUUGCAAGGAGGUAACUAACUUGGUUCGCUACGCUGUGUGCAAACUUUAAAUACUAUGGGUUCCUUGUGAACUUCUGCUGAAAAACAUGGCAAUAUUGUAUUUCAAAACUUUAAUAUCACAGUAAGAGUCUGAUUCACAUUUACAAAAGCAAAUCAAUUCAACAUUCAUGCCAGUUCCAUCUGUCACUAGCCAUGUUAUUGUUGGAAUUUGUAGGGGGAAAAGGGGUGCAUGUGCUGCAAUGCUCAGAAGCUACUAGAUGGAGUUAAAGAACUGAUCAAAUUAAGGUGUCACUAAAGAGUCAUAGAAGGGUCUGUUGUUACUAGC